GUACACUUGAGUUCCUAAUGGACUCAUUCCCGGCGAAACGUCACCCUAGCCCGGGAUGCGCUCGCGCCAAGACUGCGGCAGCGGAGAAGAAGUGGCGGUCCGCUUAAGGAAAAAGCCACAAACUGGCUGGAGAAGUACUCUAGAUUCCCUUUUCUUUAAAUAUAUAUAAUAAAGGGGAUGGAACACGUGUUGCACAAAUCCCUGACCCAAGAUAAGAGACGCGGAGAAACAAGCACACGGAACCGAUUCGACAACGAGAAGGCACUAUGGGCGACCCGUAAAAGGCUUCGGUGGCGUGAGUGGCCAGGAAUCGCGGCAACUGAUGGCGACGCAAGCCCGAGGAAAGAAGGCCCUUCGGAGCCACGGCCACGUCGUUUUUUUGAGAAGGGGCAGAGCCAAUCAAUGUCCCCAAAUAUGGGUACCAAAAACCUGCCGGUUCCAGACGGCGCUUCACGGAACGGACUCACCGGUUGGCUUGAUGAUGGCUCAGAUCCCGGCUGCUACGAGGCUCGUUGGAAACCUUUUUCAUCCCUCUUCUACAAAUAUAUCCUUUCCAGAACGUCGGCGGUGGGUAAGCUCCUGAAUAUAAUUCCACGAUUUUCAAUAAAAAAUCGCCGUGGCCAGCGAUUGAUUCACUGCCACCCUGAAAAUAAACGUUUAUUAAAUAAAUAAAACGUUUUUAAAUCUUUGCACUUUCACCCACGUUCUUCAGGUAAUUCCUAGCCGCCCAGGAGAUUAGCUGCUUUUACUUCGACUUUCCGUUGCUACUGCCGGCUUCCAUGUUGCCUAUCCCUCCCUAUAUAGGCUUCGGCCUGUCACCCGAGUUCAGACCUAGGAACCGUUCUUUCUUCAGUGCAACGGCCGAGGCCAAGGGUAAAAACCCUUUCUCUUAAUUCCCUUAACCUAAUCCCGUUUCCUAUUCCCGGUUCGCUCUUUUGAAUCCCUGCCCCCCCUGGUCCUAAAGAUCCUACCUCUAUCGAUCUAUCGAUAGUCCUCCAGCCCAUUCCGAUUGA
Drosophila kikkawai is the source of this 1013-nucleotide messenger RNA. NCBI's taxonomy places the organism in Eukaryota, Metazoa, Arthropoda, Insecta, Diptera, Drosophilidae. The record is from RefSeq and is a predicted model, not a curated record.